Molecule: messenger RNA, 5841 nt
Organism: Odocoileus virginianus texanus
Lineage: Eukaryota; Metazoa; Chordata; Mammalia; Artiodactyla; Cervidae
Source: RefSeq, a predicted model, not a curated record
AUGCGGCUGCUGCUGCUGCUGCCCCUGCUGCUGGCCCCAGCGCCCGGGUCCUCGGCUCCCCAGGUGAGGCGGCAGAGUGACACCUGGGGCUCCUGGGGUAACUGGAGCCCCUGCAGCCGGACCUGUGGAGGGGGCGUAAGCUUCCGGGAGCGCCCCUGCUACACCCAGAGGAGAGAUGGCGGCUCCAGCUGCGUGGGUCCCACCCGAAGCCACCGCUCUUGCCGCACGGAGAGCUGCCCCGAGGGCGCCCGUGACUUCAGGGCGGAGCAGUGCGCGGAGUUCGACAGCCACGAGUUCCAGGGGCGGCGCUACAAGUGGCUGCCCUAUUACGGGGCCCCCAACAAAUGUGAGCUGAACUGCAUCCCCAAGGGGGAGAACUUCUACUACAAGCACAAGGAGGCCGUUGUAGACGGGACACCCUGUGAACCUGGCAAACGGGACAUCUGUGUGGAUGGCAGCUGCCGGGUCAUCGGCUGUGACCACCACCUGGACUCCUCGAAGCAGGAGGACAAGUGUCUGCGAUGUGGGGGUGACGGCACAACCUGCUACCCUGUCACGGGCGUCUUUGAGGCCAAUGACCUCAGCAGAGCGGUGAAGAGCAUCCGUGGCGAAUACUACCUCAACGGGCACUGGACCAUAGAGGACGCCCGCGCCCUGCCCGUGGCCAGCACCCUCCUGCACUACGAGCGGGGAGCGGAAGGGGACCUGGCCCCCGAGCGGCUCCACGCCCGCGGCCCCACCUCGGAGCCCCUGGUCAUUGAGCUCAUCAGCCAGGAGCCCAACCCAGGCGUGCGCUUUGAGUACCACCUGCCCCUGGGCGCCCCCCAGCCCGGCUUCAGCUGGGGCCACAGCUCGUGGGGCGACUGCAGCGCUGAAUGUGGUGGAGGUCAGCAGACCCGCUGGGUGUUCUGCACCAUGGACGACGAGGUCUACCCCGAGCACCUGUGCCAGCCCCAGCCGCGGCCGGCUGACCGCCGCUCCUGCAGCCCGCAGCCCUGCCCGCACACCAAGCGCUGGAAGACAGGGCCCUGGACGCUUUGCUCAGCCUCCUGUGGGGGCGGCUUCCAGUCCCGCUCCGUCUACUGCGUCUCGUCUGAUGGGGCUGGUGCCCAGGAGGCUGCUGAGGAUGCUGAGUGCGAGGGUCUGCCCGAGAAGCCCCCAGGCAGGCGGGCCUGCAACCUGCAGCGCUGCGCAGGCUGGAGCGUGGAGCCCUGGAGCGAGUGCUCUGUCAGCUGCGGUGCGGGGGUCCGGAGGCGGAGUGUCACCUGCCAGGGUGACGAGGGGUCUCUGCUCCACGCCACGGCAUGCUCCUUGGAGGACCGCCCCCCGCUCACUGAGCCCUGUGUGCAUGACGCCUGUCCCCCACUCGGUGACCAGGCCUGGCACGUGGGCGCCUGGGGUCUAUUUGCUGGGUCCCGCCUGAGCGGUGGGGAGGGAGCAGAUGUUGGGGGGUGGCCUUCCCUCUGCGCCCUGACGCCCCAGCUCCCUGCAGAGGUCCCCAGCAUGCCGGAGGUGCACACCAGCCCCAGGGACCCCCGGAUGUCUUGGGGCCCACGGGAGGCCUCUGCCUCAGAUUUCAGAGACCAGUGGUGGGCACCCCAGGAGCAGCCCUCAGCGCAGGGUAACCCCAGAGGAGACCAGAGCCCACCCCUGUCAGCCCCGGGCCCUGCCCCAUCUCUGCAGCUCUCCUCAUACGGGCAGCUUCUGCAGCCAGGCUCGGGGCCCCACGACUGCAGACAGAGCUCCCAUGGGUGUUGCCCCGACGGCCACACUGCCUCCCUUGGGCCACAGUGGCAGGGCUGCCCUGGGGCCUCCUUGUGUCAGCAGAGCAGGUUCGGGUGCUGCCCUGACGGGGUGACCGUGGCCGAGGGGCCCCAUCAGGCGGGCUGCAUGAGCUCUCACAGACGCGACGACGCCGGGGGCAGGCCAGGAUCGAGAGCAGCGGCCUCUGCAGUCCCCAGUGCCCACCGGCACCAGGCCCAGCAGAAUGAGCCCAGCGAGUGCCGGGGCUCCCAGUUUGGCUGCUGCUAUGAUCACGUGGCCUCCGCGGCGGGCCCCCUGGGGGAAGGCUGUGUGGGCCAGCCCAGCUCCGAGUACCCCGUGCGGUGCCUGCUGCCCAGCGCCCAUGGCUCCUGCACCGACUGGGCCGCCCGCUGGUACUUCGUCGCCUCCGUGGGCCAGUGUAACCGCUUCUGGUACGGCGGCUGCCACGGCAACGCCAACAACUUUGCCUCAGAAGAAGAGUGUGUGAGCGCCUGCCGGGGACCCCAGCCUGGGGCCAGGGCCUCUGGCCAGAGCACCCACGGAGAUGGUGGCGGCAGCGGUCCUGGGGGCCAGCAGGAGGCUGGCCAGCAUGGGCUGGGGCCUGUGGUCCAGAGAAGACCCUUGCCUUCCGGUGGCCUCCGGUGGCGAGACCAAGAGCCUGGGCUGGGGGUGACAGACCACAGACAGGCCUUUGGAGAGGGGCCCUGGGGCCAGGAGACUGGGCCCAGUCCCCCUGGACUGAGCGGAGACGCAGGACGACCAGCGCCUCCUUCCCGUGGCGGCUCCUACAGGAUCACUCUGGCGGGCUCGGAGCCUUCCGUGGUGCAGGCGGCCCUGGGGCAGUUGGUGCGGCUCUUCUGCUCCGAGGACGGCUCCUCAGGCCCCCACUCCAGGUGGCAGAAAGAUGGGCGGCCCGUCUCCUCUGACAGGCACCAGCUGCAGUCCGACGGCUCCCUGGUCAUCAGCCCCCUGAGGGCGGAGGACGCGGGCACCUACAGCUGUGGCGGCCCUGGGCCGGACCAUCACUCUCAGCAGGUCCAGCUUCGCGUCACAGCAGGGGGUGACGUGGCCGUGCCUUCUGAGGCUGAACCGAGGCCCUUCCCCGAGACCAGGGACCCAGCCCAGGACCACAGGCCUCAGGACCCCAGCCUCGGGGGCCCCGCCGCCGCCUCGCACCCGUGGCCCCUGACCAGGGUGCGUCUGGACCGGAGCCAGCCCGGGGUGCUGGACGCCCAGCCGGGCCAGCGAGUCCGGCUGACCUGUCGUGCUGAGGGCUUCCCGCCCCCGACCAUCGAGUGGCAGAGAGACGGGCAGCCUCUCUCUUCCCCCAGACACCAGCUGCAGUCCGACGGCUCCCUGGUCAUCAGCCGCGUGGCUGUGGAGGACGGGGGCUUCUACACGUGUAUCGCGUUCAACGGGCAUGACCGAGACCAGCGCUGGGUCCAGCUCCGAGUGCUGGGAGAGCUGACCAUCACAGGGCUGCCCUCCACGAUGGCCGUGCCGGAAGGGGACACGGCCAGGCUGCUGUGUGUGGUGGCGGGAGAAAGCGUGAACAUCCGAUGGUCCAGGAACGGGCUGCCGGUGCGGGCCGAUGGCCACCGCGUGCACCAGUCCCCGGACGGCACACUGCUGAUCCACAACCUUCGGGCCAGGGACGAGGGCUCCUACACGUGCAGCGCCUACCGUGGAAGCCAGGCCGUCAGCCGCAGCACCGAGGUGAAGGUGGUCCCGCCAGCACUGGCCGCCCAGCCCCGGGACCCCAGCAGGGACUGUGUCGACCAGCCGGAGCUGGCCAACUGUGACCUGAUCCUGCAGGCCCGGCUCUGCGGCAACGAGUACUACUCCAGCUUCUGCUGCGCCAGCUGCUCCCGUGUCCAGCCGCCUGCGCGGCCCGUCUGGCAGCAGGGGCACAGCUCAUAGCGCUGGGAGGAGGAGGCAGGCUCUCGGUCUCCCCUCUCUGGCUGGAGGAGGGAGUUCUCCAGAGACACCGGCCUGGUCAGAUCUGCCCUUCGCCAUGGAGCGCCAGCGGUGUCGGCUUCUCUGACCCGACCACCGGUGCCUGCUGGGCUGUCAAGAAGUGGCGUCUUGUUUGCAAUAAGGACACCUUUCACUUGACAGUUUCUCUCUCCAGUUUGUUAUCCAGGAUCAGCUCACUGUUUUUAAAGCCAGCUACCAGGGUUCUCACAUUGCUGAAAGCUGGGUGGGGAGGUGUGUCCUGUCUGGGGAAGGUAACUGACUCCUGGUGUGUGUGUUAGGGAAACAUUCUUUGCUAGAACUAGGUCCCAUCUGGGGUCCAGAUGUGGUUCAUUGCUCCAGUCUCUAGCCCUUCCUAGGGAGCAUAGCGACCAGUUUCAGAUCCCAUCUGUGCCUAUGGUUAACUGCACAAAGUUGGUGAAAGCCCUCAGCAAAGUGGGAGAUAAUGAAAACUAAAACCCAGGCUCUUGUAAAACAGCACCAGCAGGACCAGGUGGACCAGCGGAAGGGAGAGCGGUGUUGAGACGGAAGAGGGAAGUGGUCUCAGAGUUGGGGGAGGUCGUUCUUCCUUUCUCAGCCUCUUAAGGCCUUGAUGCUAAGACAAGAGGCCUGGUUUCAAUGAGCUUCCGAGUUCUUUUCCCCUUUAACCUUCUACCAAUCCCCCAGAAGAGAGGCUGGGCCUAGUAACAGAGGUCUUUCUAGGACACAGGAAAAACCAGCAUUACUGGGACAGGUGAUUUCUAUUACCAACACCGGCUGGAAAAGAAACGAUUGCUUCAUGGGUGAGUGAUACUUCUUGGUCUACCUCUCAUUCAGCAACAGAAACAUGGGCCGCGACAGAGGUCUUUUCUUCUUUCCAGUUUUAAAAUACAUUGAGGUGCAUCCCCUUCCAUGUACCAUGGCUGGUUUGGCUGUAGAAAUUGGAAGGUAAGGGCCACUUUCUUGGACUCUGCUGUUCUCUAGUUAAAUCAGUAUUUGGCAAAUUGGUGGCACACUCCAGACCUUAGCUAGCUCUUGGAACUAGUCAGAGUGGUGGGAUAAGGUGACCAGUGGUUCUCACACUGGGAGCUUUCUGAAGAACUGAACCCGGGGGUCUCCUCCCUGGAGAUUUUAAUUGGGCUGGAUAUGAGGACUUUUAAAAGCUCCCAGAUGACUUUAAUACAUAUCCACAGUUCAGAGUCACUGCUGCAACCCAACUUCUCAGACUGUGAGUCUUGUUAAAAUGCAGAUUCUGACGACCAGGUCUGGGCUGGGGCGGAGGUUCUGUGUCUGCACAACUGCCAGGUUCAAGUCUGCACUUGGAGCAGCAAGAACCUGACAUCAGAGGUGUGCUUAGGAAUGACCGGAGGCUCGAGUAUGAAUACAGAUAGAUAGGAACUUUAAGAGUAUGCCAGCCCCAGUGAAAGAUUUUCUAGCCAUCAGACUAGAGAUCUGCGGCAGCAGUAGAAUGGAGAAGAGGACAAGACCACAAGGAACUGAAACCCAUUUGCUAAUAGAGAAAAGGGCAAGGAACAGCUCUUCAUGGCAAAAGCUUCUACCACGAACAUUUAUUUUUGUUAAAGCAGAUUAUAAAUUCUCAUCAGUACAAAUAUAUAUAUAUAACUUACAUUUGAUUGUAAGGCCAACGUUCAAAAGUAAAAAUGAGAUGGGAUCUUAUGUCGUCACCAGAGGUCAAGUGGCUACAACUGGCAACAGGAUGUUCGGCUCACCACAAGGAGAGGGAUGGACACACACGCACGCACACACACGCAGUGCUAACAAGACUAGGACCUCCAUCCCCACAAAACUCGUGGGAACAAAACUUAAAAGGACAAAACAAAACCCACCAAGACCUACAGGACAACACGGUAACCUGUGUUCCCGUCUCAUGGAUAUGAUUACAUCAGUCACCUUAGUGUUAAAGGAUUAACAUAAACUGCAGCAGUAUAGAAAAGAAAAUACAUUUUCUAUUUAGAUUGAACCCAUUAAAAUAAUGACAUUAGAAUUUCAUUACAGAUGUAAAACCAGGACAAUACUGCUUGCUCUUUAUUUGAAACUACUACCAAGCUGACCAUACUGGUCAUAAGCGUGAUUGUUGUUGCAGUGUGCUCCUUACAGUGAAUG